This is a messenger RNA of Aspergillus japonicus CBS 114.51, 726 nucleotides long. RefSeq lists its product as uncharacterized. The record is from RefSeq and is a predicted model, not a curated record. The transcript has a single exon. NCBI's taxonomy places the organism in Eukaryota, Fungi, Ascomycota, Eurotiomycetes, Eurotiales, Aspergillaceae. The annotation marks the transcript as partial.
GAAGCUCCCCCUCGCCCUCACCAGCCUGCUCGCCCUCACCUCCGCGCUGACCCUCACCCCACCCGACACGGAGAAGGCGACCCCGUCGUCGAGUGCGGCAACCUAGACGUCAUGACUGUCGACCCCGCCGACCUCCUCGCGGGCGUCGCCCCCAGCGACGUCCGGAAAUGCCUGGACCACCCGCUCGGCCGGAACCGGCACGUCAAGCGCGCGGCGCUGGCGCCGCUCGACGCGGUGGACGUCUCGUUCUGGAACAACAGCACAGUGGACGCGGGCACGGGCGCCAACACCAGUCCCGUGGAGGCGCGCUCGGAUGGCCUCGACGCCCUAGACAAGCGGUCGUGCUACAAGGACGCGCCGUACGGGUGCUCGGGCGGAUACUGCUGGAAGGCCUGCGGGAACACGAACAAGGGGGAGUGGUGCUGGACGGCGGCGAAGGCCGGACUGGGCGCCUGGAUCAAGUGCAGCAAGUGGCAGGACUGCGGGACGGCGACGUACGCGUGUGGGAGGGGAGGAUGUCCGGCUUGUGGGUGCGCUUGCUAGUGGGAAGGGUGGAUGAAUGGUCAAUGCGGCUAUGAGGAGUAGUGUGGGAGUUGAAGUAGAUAGUUAGGGUUGGUGUUCGGCUGGCAGACGGAGGAUGGACGACCUAGGCUGUGCUGUCAAACUAGGUAAAAGUUGCAAUAUGAGGAUAUACUUGGUAGGCCAAAGUAGUAACUGUCUUAGCUC